GUAAUGUGCAACUUUGCAUCGCCGAAUAUGGUUGGUCACACGGGCGUGUACGACGCAGCCGGGGAGGCCAUCUCCGCAACGGAGAAGGCCGUCGCGAUGGUGUACAAGGCCUGUGAGGAGGCGGGUUACAUCCUGCUCAUCACGGCGGACCAUGGGAACGCGGAGCAGAUGAUCAACCCCGAGACGGGUGCGACGCACGCGGCAUACACGACGAACCCAGUGCCGUCAUCAUGACGGGCGACCCCAAGAC
Molecule: messenger RNA, 250 nt
Organism: Laetiporus sulphureus 93-53
Lineage: Eukaryota; Fungi; Basidiomycota; Agaricomycetes; Polyporales; Laetiporaceae
Product: metalloenzyme
Exons: 1
Coding region: 4-234 (76 amino acids)
Biological process (GO): glucose catabolic process
Molecular function (GO): manganese ion binding
Source: RefSeq, a predicted model, not a curated record